AUGGCCGAAGAGGAAGCAAGAAAACGGCAACUCAAGACCCUAAGAACGAAAAGAACAGUUCGACGCAAUCGAGCUCGAGCUGAUCUCGACAGCGUCACGAAUCUUCAUUCGGAGAACCCCGAGUUCCGGGCCGACAAGCGACCCGAGGAGCUCUUGAUCGUCAUGACACAGCACAUUGAGAAUACUCGUGAGUUCGAUCGCGAGAUUCUGGCGCUUCUCACGCCUGAGGAAAUCGAAGCCGAUGUGACGGCCAGUGAGGAAUUCAACGUCGAAAUCGAUGACGGCAUUGCGGCUAUUAGGGCGAUCAUCUCCAAGCAGUCACAGGGGGAAUCCCCGACGGUGCCGCAAGAGUUCCAGCAGGGCGAGCUCGCCACCUUCUACGGAACCCCCGAGGCCACACGACAGGUGCGUUUCAGACCGACCCAUAAUUCGACGAUGAGUGUUCCCCGUCACGUUCGUGAAGCUGAAGGGGAAAACGACGUACCACGACGGCAGCCCCCGCACGCGGUGCCGACUGCACCGACGACGCGUUUGGCCCGCGAAUUGGACAUCUCGCCGGAAGUCUUUUCGGGUGAUCGGCUCAAGUUUCGAGCGUUCAUCACUCAGUUUUCGUGUUUCGUUGCGAAAAGACCGGAUGCCUCACCCGUCGAGAAAUUGAUGGUCCUGAGAAAAUACGUGUCUGGUGCGCCCGGAAAGAUCGUCCAUGCGCUCGAGCUUACAGACUCAAAUUACCAGGUCGCGCUCGAUGCGCUCCACCAGAACUACGCUCGCACCGAGAAUGACAAACAAAGAAUUCUAUCAGAGCUUCGGAAUCUACCCCGAGUUCACCGCUACAGCGAUCUCCCGGCGCUGCGAAAUCUUCUAACCCUUCUCCAGACUAAUAUCGCGACCCUCGCAUCGAAUGGAAUCCCUCUGGACGAUUUUGCGCUGUCCCUCAAAUCAGCCAUCGACGCCGCGAUACCGACUCGUCUUCGACAAGAGUACAAGGAUUCCCGUCGUCUUGAGAAGAGACUCCUCUCUCUCUCAAGUAGCAGUCGAGAGAGCUCAAUGACAACCGAGGAGCAGACGUCAACAACAGUUCUCAACAAUAACAGCGAGAAUGACGUCGGCUCUGUAUCAGCUGAGGCGGCAUCGGAUAUUCGAAACCUCAUUGAAUUUCUUCGCGAGCGCGUUCGCGACUGGGAAGACAAUCAGUACCUGGACGAGCGCGUCCCUCCAAUCAUAGGUGAGGCUCCCGAGCGCCAAUCCCAUACAAAAGACAUUCGACGUCGCGCAAGAAGCACAAUCGCCGCUGUCGUGCCAAAAUCGAACGUGUCAGCUGGUGCGCGCUUCCGUCCGAAACCCUGCCUGUUCUGCCGAUCGGCUGAACACAACACAUCACGGUGCGACGCAGGCCUUUCUCUUGCUAAGAGGAAGGAGAUACUGGAACUCCAGCGUCGCUGUGAGCGGUGUUUCCGAACACAACAUGCCAAUUCGGACGAGUGUCGCGGCCCGAGGGCCCCGUGCUCGAAGUGCUCAUCCCGACAGCAUUACUCGUCGAUGCAUCCCGACGCAUCUGUGUCUGCCAUCGCGCACUCUGGGAGUGAGGCGAACGCAUUCACUGCGGCUGCUGUGGACAGAACGGUGGGUGGCCUUAGCGCCGACACGGGUGCCCUCCUACUGACGGCAUCGGCGUAUGUGAUAAAUUGUGGAGUGAAGAUACCCGUCCGAAUCUUCUUGGACCCAGGCAGCACGCUCACAGUGGUUUUGCCAUCUCUGCGUGCCAUGCUGCGGGAGGCGCCCGUGGGAGUGAGCAGCCUUACCAUCCAGACAUUCUCGUCGACGUUGGCGACUAGGGAAGCUCCCCUGUACAAUAUACGAAUCGUUAGCGUGAAGGGAGGACCGCCGAUCGAAAUCUUCGCACAUGAAUACCAGUUCGGGGUCAACCCACAGAACACUUGCUCCCAGUCAGUGUCGCGGGCUCUUGCUGAGUUCGACCGUGCCAAGCCGCUGGCUGAUCGAAGUUACCUCGGAGAGUGGGCCUGUAUGCAACCAGCCCUCCUCGUGGGCAUGAAUCAGAUGCACAAGAUAAUGGAACGCGAGCCGCCGGAGCUCCUCGUGGAUGACAUCCUGGCUCAUCCAUCGCGGUUGGGAUGGAUAAUCGGUGGAUCCUUUCCUAUCGACCAAGGUCAUGUGAAAGGAAAGGUCACUGCAACUCAUAUCGUCUGCUGUGCUGCCGCACUCUCGUCUC
Messenger RNA from Galendromus occidentalis (western predatory mite), 2230 nucleotides. RefSeq lists its product as uncharacterized. NCBI's taxonomy places the organism in Eukaryota, Metazoa, Arthropoda, Arachnida, Mesostigmata, Phytoseiidae. The transcript has a single exon. The annotation marks the transcript as partial. The record is from RefSeq and is a predicted model, not a curated record.